CUUAUUUCGACACUAUCUACAUUUCAAUGUAAACAAUACAUCACAACUCAACUUACAUAAAUGCAAGUAUACGCAUUCAUUCGAUUUGUUCGAAUAAAAAAUACCAUUUCGCCACUAAAGCCCACAACAAUAGGACCAUUAGGAGAUGUCAUCGUGCGUACAAACAAAAGAAGCCGGGAAGAGAUAAAACAACGGAACACGUACAGACCACUUCAAACUAUCAUACGCCAUUGUGGACACUACCUGGUCCCAGUCGCUUCACAACCACCGAGUAAAAUGGUUGCAAUCUACUUCUUACUAUCCCUAACUGCUGUCGUAGCGUCCGCGGAGCAUACGGGUGCAUACUCAUCACCGCAGUACGCGAAAAAAAUGUACCCGAAAAAGGGUUAUGACACAAACGCGUUACUCCCUCGUGAAAAACCUCCGGUGGUGUUCAAGGACGAACAACCAGCAGAAUCGAUAGCAAGAUUUGACUACGGUAAUGACACAGCGCAGUACGGAAGGGCGUCGUUCAUAGAUGCGGCUGGAAGCUUCCUCAGUGGCACGGGAGGGCAAGUGGUGACGAGCAUAGCAAGGGACUUCAUCGCUAGGUCCACAGGCAGCAGUCAGGUUGGUUUUGACUGCGCCUCCCAGGUCUUGAGUUUAAACCUGACCAAUCUGGUGAUCUUGAUCGUGCUGAAGGCGUUGAUCUUAGCAGCGGGCUUCUUCGGCGCGGGCGCAUGGAAAGGCGGACAUCAUGACUACGGAAGGAGUCUUGACGACAACAAAAACGCGUCCUACAUCACUGAAGACGAGAUUCUGCUAUACCUGAGUUACUUGGCUGGCCAGCAGAAGAAAGACUACGGCUGUUUGUACCUGCUGUCAUGUCAGAAGCCCCAACAAGCUGGGCUGUACUCCUCGGGAGCUGAGCUGCUGCUGCAAGGAGCUAGGAUAGUACAGGGAGACAGUGUAGAUCUGGAACCAUACGCGGAAGUAUCGAUGGGCAUCAAGCAGGCUGCUGAAUGGGGGGAGGGAGGUAUGAACUGCGAGACACGAUACAAAUGUGGACAAUAAACAACAAGAAACAGAAAAUUACAUAAUAAGCUUUUAGACUGUAUUUUGAAGAUUUACUAAGGAUCUGUGUGAGAUAAAAUAUUAAAAUCAUUAUGAGUGUAAAGCUAAAGAAUUAAAAACAAUGUUGCGGAAUUUAGUUUUGCAAAUAGUGCUGUAAAAAAUAUUGUGUUGUGUGCUUGAGUCAACCUAAUAUUAUAGAGUGCAUUGUUCUUCACAAUUAAGGAACAUUUGUAUUACGUAGGUUAUUUUUAAUCAUAGUUAUUUGUAAGUUAAGCAAAUUAUUUUAAGGUGUAGUCAUAAUUGUAUUAGUAGUAAAUAACUUAAUUGCGAUCGAAUGAAAAGGGGUUUCAAUGUCAGAAAAUUUAAUUUGAAACAAGUUUAU
Helicoverpa zea (corn earworm) is the source of this 1435-nucleotide messenger RNA. RefSeq lists its product as uncharacterized. The record is from RefSeq and is a predicted model, not a curated record. Bases 61 to 1053 code for a protein of 330 amino acids. The transcript has 4 exons. NCBI's taxonomy places the organism in Eukaryota, Metazoa, Arthropoda, Insecta, Lepidoptera, Noctuidae.